GUCGUGAACCGCGACAUCCAGAAGGCCGUCUUCACGCGCUGGGUGAACAACCGCCUCGGCGCCGACGGGUCCGGCGAGGCCGUCGUCGAGGACCUCUACGGCGAGCUCCGGGACGGCGUCGUGCUCUGCGCGCUGCUCAAGGCCCUGGGCAUGGACCCCUUCUCGCGCGGCGGUCCGGACCGGCGGCGUGGCGAGGUCUACCACAUGGGCAACCUGUCGAUGGCGUUCAAGGCCAUCGACAAGGCGGGCGUGAAGGUCGUGAACAUCGGCGUCCGCGACGUCUACGACGGCAAGCCGGACCUCAUCCUCGCGCUCGUCUGGGGCCUCGUC
Messenger RNA from Aureococcus anophagefferens, 330 nucleotides. RefSeq lists its product as hypothetical. The record is from RefSeq and is a predicted model, not a curated record. The annotation marks the transcript as partial. Gene Ontology annotation, molecular function: protein binding. NCBI's taxonomy places the organism in Eukaryota, Pelagophyceae, Pelagomonadales, Pelagomonadaceae. The transcript has a single exon.